AUGAAUCCGUUUAAUGCUGUUCCUGUGUUUAUGGAGGACCACGGCGACCACGGCGACCCUGCACAUCCUCCGACGACGCCACCUGAUCAGACCAUCGGCAGUGUGGGAAGUUCCUCCUUCAAGUCAUCGUCUUCGGAUGAGUUGGAAUCCUGGUCGCCAGACGUUGCGACUCAUUCCCCAGCCACGACGCGUCAACUUGAACCAUCCUCUGAAGAGCAGCCUGUCGCGGACAGGAUUCGCGCCUUACUCGAUACCCUCUCACCCGAGCUGCAAGCUGUCAUCACCCACAUGCCCGAGGCGUACCACAGGUCCUCAUACUGGACCGAGUUUCCGUUGUGCUCGGCCGACUUUGCCGGUCUUAAAGUGAGAAAUGCUGACUGGUUGUAUCGAUAUGACUAUGACGCCGCAAACGAGAUCUUGACUUUUCGAACGCCCGUCUCAAACGCACACGGCUAUGUGCAGUCGAUGCUGCACCACAAGAUCAUGUCCCAACUUGAAGAUAUAGCGUCCUGCAGUGACAAGGUCGCCACAUUCAUUCGGGAACUCGAUGCGUCCGCCCGGCGCCCAAUCAGGUACGCGGGAUCGGAGCGCCACCCGGAUAUCAGCUUUGGGCACACCUCUCAGAACAACCCGGCUGUGGUAGGGGAGCUCGCCUUCCCUCCAACCAACAAGGAUCUCCACGCGCUUGCAGAGGAAUACCACCAAAGGAUGCGCGGCCUGGUCAACGUCGUGUUUGGUCUCGUGGUUGGGUUUUGGUACGAUGAGAAUUCGACUGUCAAGACAUCGGCUGCCUUGCGGGUUUGGAGACCCGGCAUCGUCGGCCAAGAGGGGAAUAUCGGUGCACAGCCCCGGUACGAAGAAAUCAUUAUUUACGACGAGUCUGGCGAGAGGAUCAUUGACAGCCAAGCCGGCCUGCGCCUGUCUCUGGAGGACUUUGCAUGCCGUCGUUCUGUGGACGAGGGCGAGUUCGGGCGUCUCGACCAGCACGAAAUCUUCAUCGCUCUCCCCACUCUCCAAGACAUACUCGACGCAGCCGCGGAGCGCCACGCCGUCUUGCCCAACACGACCCAGCAGCAGAGCACUAUAUGA
Molecule: messenger RNA, 1089 nt
Organism: Fonsecaea monophora
Lineage: Eukaryota; Fungi; Ascomycota; Eurotiomycetes; Chaetothyriales; Herpotrichiellaceae
Exons: 3
Coding region: 1-1089 (362 amino acids)
Source: RefSeq, a predicted model, not a curated record